AUGUUUGCUGGGAUCGCAACUGAGGGAAAAAUACAACCAGAACAACAGCUAAGGAAGAGGAGGAGAAACGACUACAUUGACGGAAUUGCUGUAGAUGGGUUUGAAGGAGUGAAGGAUGUUUUUAUGAAAAAUUUUACGGAUAAAUUGGAACACGAUGGAGCUGCACUCGCUGUAUAUCACAAAGGAAAACUUGUUGUGGAUUUGUGGGGUGGAUGGGCUGAUCGAGCGAAUGGUCGAAAUUGGACUCGAGAAACAAUUACAAACAUUUUUAGUUGCACAAAAAGUGUGGCAGCAAUUUGCAUGGCGUUAAAAGUAUACAACAAAGAAUGUGACUACUCGGAUAAAGUUAUAAAAUAUUGGCCGGGAUUUGGUCAGAACGGAAAGCAUGAGAUCACUAUCGACAUGAUCCUCACACAUCGAGCUGGACUGCCAUAUUUCGAAGAAGAAAUUACAUUGGACGAAGCAAGAGACCCAAUGAGAAUCUCGAAGCUGAUUGAGGAGGAGUGUCCAAAGUACCCGCCAGGAUCGAAGAUCGCCUAUCAUCCCAUAACAUUUGGAUGGUUACUCGAUCAGGUGUUCUGUCGGAUUGACGGGCAACACCGUAGCAUAGGAGAUUUUUUCCGCGAUGAAGUCCAGCAAAAGCACAACACAGACGUCUACAUAGGUUCAUGUGUUGAACAAGAAAGUAGAAUCGCAAAGCUGUCACCGUUGAAAGGCACAGCUUUUCGGGAUCGGGUGCACGACCGAAGGAUAUUCUCUAUGGGUAAUAUCUUGCAGUGCAGGAGUUCCAGUUUAGCAGGAGUUAGGAGACCAACACCGCUAAGUGAGAGCAUUGAGAUGUUCAACAAUCCAUUAGUGCGAACAUUUGGACAACCAGCUGUGAAUGGUGUGGCAAGCGCUCGUGGACUAGCACUUCUACAUCAGAUUUUCAUGGAUGGAACUCUUGUUUCACAAGAAUUUUUCAAAACCUUUCGACAACCGCAAUACGAGAAUUUUUUCGACCAUACAAUUGGUGAAGAGGAAAGUAAAGGGCAUGGUUUCGUCUAUUGUAGAAGUCCAACGGGAUCAUGGCAGAUUGGACAUCCAUCGAUGGGUGGACAGUGCAUUCGAAUGGAUCCAGACAACGAAUUAGUGAUUUCCUAUGUAACAAAUGCACUUAAAGCUGGACUUGGCAAACAUACGCUCACCUAUAACAAUCUGCAUACGAAAAUCUAUGAUGUAUUAGUUACAAAGAAGUAA
This is a messenger RNA of Necator americanus (New World hookworm), 1239 nucleotides long. RefSeq lists its product as uncharacterized. The transcript has 12 exons. The record is from RefSeq and is a predicted model, not a curated record. The coding region runs from base 1 to 1239 and encodes 412 amino acids. Lineage: Eukaryota; Metazoa; Nematoda; Chromadorea; Rhabditida; Ancylostomatidae.